Molecule: messenger RNA, 264 nt
Organism: Staurois parvus
Lineage: Eukaryota; Metazoa; Chordata; Amphibia; Anura; Ranidae
Source: the annotation of a GenBank genome assembly
AAAUAUAUGGCAGAAUAUGUCCAAAACAAAUUGAAUGCUGGAGAAUGCUUCCUGUAAAACUGCUCUGCGAUAGGUUUAUGUGCAAGCUUACAUUCAGAAAUUUACCAUGUCUUUGGAAAAACUAUGGAUGAGAUCAGGGGCGGACUGACCAUUUGGAAACUCGGGCACUGCCCGUGGGCCCGGGAUGCCCCUGGUAUCUUUUUCAUAGGCUUUUUUGAGUUUGGGCAAGGACACAGGGGCCCCAUGAUCCCCUAUUGCCCAGGG